AUGAAAGGUAAGACACCAAUAUUUGUAAUAACGAGCGAUGAUGUUGCUAUGAGAAAUGCAAUCAGGAAAGUCUUUCCCAACAGUUAUUAUAAGUUAUGUGCAUGUCACUCCUACGAAAUGCAAUGUCCAACAUUGAAUGAAAUGGUAGACAUGUUUGGUUUAGAAGAAAACAGUUGGAUCAAUGAAUUGUACCAAAAAAGGAAGAUGUGGGAAACAACUCAUAUUCAUGGAAAUGUAUUUGCAAAAAUAAGAACGAUGUCGCGGUGUGAAGCAUUUCAUAGCCAUAUGGGUCAGUUUGUACACUCGAAGAUGAAUAUGACUGAUUUUGUUAAGCAAUUUCAUAGACAUGCUAAUUUGGUGAAUCUUAGUAAGGAGGUUGCUGACUUGACACAUAUGGAUGUUGAUUAUGACAAAAAAUAUUUAGAAUAUCUGACUACUGAACUUAGUAGGAUUAAAUCGAAGUACAACAAUGAAGAUGUUCUAGAAAACUUACAUGUUACAGAGGAGUUGGAAAAUAUACUUAACCUUUCAUGUUCAAAAAGCAAGGGUUGUGGACCAAGUACUAUUGGUACAUCGGGGAGAUAUGGAGAGGAUCCUCCGGAUAUUUCUUUACGAUCACCAUAUGUACGCUUAAGCAAUGACUUAGGAUUUUCAGUUUGA
Vicia faba (fava bean) is the source of this 660-nucleotide messenger RNA. NCBI's taxonomy places the organism in Eukaryota, Viridiplantae, Streptophyta, Magnoliopsida, Fabales, Fabaceae. The record is from the annotation of a GenBank genome assembly.